GAAGGAAAAGGGCUUGUGCUCCACUGUUCCAACUUGUCAGUCAACUCAUGCCAGCGCUCUCCACGGCUGCCUCUUCUCCACACCCUCAUUACAUGUGUCUGCCUGGACUGAUCUGCUCCUCUGUUGUGGGACUCUCCUGACAAGUCAAAAUUUCUGCCUUCUCUCUGCUCUGGAAUUGGAUCAAAUCACCUCUGUUGUGGUGUUUUUUUUUUUUUAUAGCCCCACCAGGAGGCUUUUUGCUUAUGGUCUCAUUCUGUUUUCCUUCAGUACUUGUCUGUUUUUGAUUUCCAGAAUGGAGGAAGACGAAUUGCUGAAAGAAAGAUUCCAGGCCAUAACAGACAAAAGAAAACUGCAAGAAGAAAUUACACAGAAACGUUUAAAAGUAGAAGAAGAAAAAAUGAAACACCAACAUUUAAAGAAAAAGGCCUUGCGAGAAAAAUGGCUCUUGGACGGCCUUAGUUCUCUAACUCCAAAAGAGCAAGAAGAAAUGCAAAAGCAGAAUCGAGAGGACCAACAACGAACUCAUGAGCUGGAACAAGAAAUUUUCAGACUGGAGAAGGAAAUCGCGGCUCUGGAAAAAGAGGAAAUGGAAGUAUCAGCAAAGGAAGAAGCAAUUUUAAAGAAACUCAAGUCUGUUGAGAAAACAACAGAAGACAUAAUAAAGUCUGUGAAGACUGAAAAAACAGGAGUUGAAAAAGAGGCAGCAGACUACAUAUACACCAGCAUACCCGACCUUCCCAAGUCUUUCAGGCCUUCUGCACUGAAAAGUACACCACACGCUGCUGCUGACGAGGAAGAAAAGAGAAAAGCAUUGUUUGCCAUGGAAAUUAAAGUCGAAAAAGACAUGAAGACAGGAGAGAAUACAGUGUUAUCAACAAUACCUCUUCCCUCAAAGGAGUUUAAAGAGACAGGAAUUAAAGUCUAUGAUGAUGGUAGGAAGUCAGUCUAUGCAGUGUCCUCAAAUGGCAGCACAACACAAAAUGGGAUGGAUGAACUUGCUCCUGUUGAGGUGGAAGACCUGCUACGGCAGGCAACUGAAAAAAAUUCCCAGUCUCCCACAGAGUAUCAUGAGCCUGUGUUUGCAAACAAGUUUUGCAGGCCAGUUACUCCUCAGAAAGACAAAUUAGCUCCUGGACCAAAACCGGAAGAGAAUCACAGAAGAGAAUUGAAUGGAUUUAGCAAUCAUCAGACAGAAUUCUCCUCCAAAUCAGAGCCCUUCAUGCAGCAACAUAAAGAAAACGGGCUUGAUCUUCCAAAGUUAAUACAGUCAAAGUCUCCCUCCCCAGUACUUCCCCUUUCAGAGAAGAAAGUGCACACUAACCCUGAGAAUAGGAUGAUACGUAACGAAGAAAGAAAAGCUGCACAUGAGGAAACAAAACCUUACCAGAAUACAAAGGAAAGACAUAAUGAGACAAGGUUUUUAAGUCCCCCCCAUCUUAAUGAAACAUCCUCCGCACCUCCAGAUGAGGAAGAUGCUCAAUACAGCGUUGUCCAAGCUGUACCAUGUUACGUGGAUGAUUCCGAACCAGUAACAAUGAUUUUCAUGGGUUAUCAGCGCAUUGAUGAUGACGAUCCAGAAGCAGAUCAAAAGUUGUCACGUUACGAUGGGGUUAUCCGUGCAGAGUUAGUUAUCAUUGAUGAUGAUGAUGAAGAUGACAGCAAAUCUGAGAAACCAGCGUAUCAUCCCAUAGGCCACUAUAGUCAGGUUUAUCAGCCACCGAGCAGGAAACUCCCAGAGGUCCCACAGCUGAAUGCUGCAAGUGGUCUGGGCAUGAGCCUGAACAAGGUACCCCACAAAAAUUCCAUCUCCCGGCAAGAACAAGAGGAACGCUUGAGCUCACCAACACACCCUGCUCAUCUUCACAGCCAGGGAUCUGGAGAUGGUACCGAAGAUCCCUCACUAACAGCUCUGAGGAUGAGAAUGGCAAAGCUGGGAAAAAAGGUGAUUUAACAGCUAUAAUGACACAGAAGUAAAAUUUACUACCCAAAGCAGAAUAAAGCUAAGAAGAGCUUCUUCGACACACCUUUUUUGGAUCAUAAUGCUUGUUUUGCUCCUCUCUUUUGUGCAUCCAGGCUGUUCAGCCCUCUGUAUAAUCCUUUAACAGACUUUUACAUUUGACCAACUGCCACGUACACACAAAUCACAUCCUGGAUUUGCUGAAAGUAAUGGAGAAUUACCUAACACCAUAAAUGCAGUGUACAUCUAAGUAUGAAGACACGUGCAUACCUGUUCCCACAAUCUGGAAUAUGUUUUUACUAUAUACACAGAGCAGAUGAACACUCAACUCCACAGACUUCACAUGGCAUAGUUCCACACCAAAGUGUGCCAAGCUAUCAAAUUUUGAUUGAAAAUGCCAUUCCAACAUUUUUCUGGUAAAAACAUUGAUUAAUUAAAAACUACACAUGAGAGAUAAGAACAUGAAGAAAUGUAAAUAGAAAAGCUGAUUUCCAAGCAUACCAUCUUGGCCAAAAUUUAAAGCAUUCCUUUUUAAGUGACAACAAACCGAACCAAAAAUAGUCAAGUCAGCAUUUAAAUAUUUAGCCACCUCCUAUAGCUCCACAGUCCACCCACCCUCCUCUUGUACAUAUAACAGUAUAGCCAUCCUCAGACCUUAAUCCCUUCCGCACCCAUGCUGCCCACCCGUAACCUCGCAGACCAAUCCUGUGCAUAACACUAUGAACAGCCUGACCUUCCAAACAUGGCUUCACUUUCUUACUUGCUCAGAAAGCCCUGCUUUUCCAGGAAACUUGUUGCCAGACAGGCAGUGCCUCUCCAUUAAAAACAAACAAACAUACCACACACAACACACCACACAAACAAAAAACACCACAAAAAAACCCAAAAAACCCCACCAAAAAACAGAAAAACAACAACAACAACAAACCCCACUCCACUGUUCAGUAACCAGGUUUCCACUGACCAGGGAAGCUAAAAAUCAACACAAGCCUCCCAUCAGAAAUAGAGUCACCAAUGGCUUGUUCUGCAGCUGCAAGACAAGGUCUGUUAGAGGUGCAGCCACUGCUGGGUACAGCCCUCCAGCAAAGUCCCAGGCUCUCACCAAGGAACACAUUAAUUCUUUGCACAUGAAGGACGAGCUAAGGGCCCCUAAAGCAGCCAUAAGAUACAAUUAUACCUAGAAAAAUCACAUGCAAGUCAGAUUUUCCAGUACAUAGUUAUUGGGGGGCAGGGGGAGCAGGAAGUGCCUCUUAGCACUACAUCCUUAUAUUCAAAUCAGUAUGGUAGUUUUAUUUUGCUACAUCUUAGCCUAAUUCAAAUCACUAAACAGAUAAAGCUCAGGUUGUGUUAUUCCAGUAUAGCUGACUCAAAUUAUGUACCGGCAAAAAAAUAACUUUUUUUGCUGGUCUUCCUUGUUUCAAAGCAGGAAACUGAAGCUACUACCUCAUACUGAGGCACGAUGGUAGUAACCAGCUGAAUUGUAGCCUCUAAACACUUGGUGGCUCCCAGUCUGAAUCAGGUAAUAAUCUCAAAUUUUAGGACCUUUCAGAGAUGCUUACCUGGAGAUUGGAAUAGUAGAUAAGAACAAAUAAAUCUAACUAUAUUACA
Columba livia (rock pigeon) is the source of this 3565-nucleotide messenger RNA. RefSeq names its product palmdelphin (gene PALMD). NCBI's taxonomy places the organism in Eukaryota, Metazoa, Chordata, Aves, Columbiformes, Columbidae. The transcript is spliced from 8 exons. Gene Ontology annotation, cellular component: cytoplasm; membrane. Gene Ontology annotation, biological process: regulation of cell shape. Bases 293 to 1951 code for a protein of 552 amino acids. The record is from RefSeq and is a predicted model, not a curated record.